GUGAUAGAGGCGGGGAGAUCUGACAGCUGCAGACAAUCCUGGUCCUCCCUCACAGUACAACACCGCUCAACUUAACCACCCACGCUUUAACCUAAUACAAAAAAUAAAUAUAUAUACACAAUGGCCCCCAAGCAGCGAAUGAGGAUUGCUAACGAUAAAGCCGCCAAGAACGUCACCCAGAGAGGAAAUGUGCCUAAAACAACGAAAGCUGAUGAUGAAAAUUAUCCCGUGGGCCCAUGGCUUCUUGGCCUCUUCAUCUUUGUAGUGUGUGGUUCAGCUGUAUUCCAAAUCAUCCAGUCCAUCAGAAUGGGUUGAUCAUCAAGAGAGGCAGUUGAAUAAGAGGUUGUUGCUCCUCUUCAAUUUUUGCCCCUAAAUGUUGGCUCAUUACUUGUGACAACAUUUUGGACACCAGGAUAUGAAUCCCAACACAUGGACCUCCUACUGGAUUGCUCUCUCACGGAUACUGGACAAUGAUGGCAGAAUGAUGCGCACAUUCAUCUUUAUUCCUUUCCAUUUAGUAUUAAGAUACAUGGGUUAAAAUGUUACAACAUUUAAUUUGAGGGUCUUAGUUUAAUUGGUUUUUGUUAAUGUUUACUUAAGAUCAUUUGCUCUAUUACUUUGAUGGUUUCCACUAUAUGUAUAUUUGUAUAUAAGGAGUCUAUAUUUAUAUUGAAAUGGAAUACAACCCCUAAAGCUGAGUUGCAGUGGACUCCAUAGCCUAUAUGUUAAGAGUUUUACAUGUUGCCAAUAAAGUAAUAUAGGGGGAAAAUGUUUUAUUUUAUCCCAUGUGCAUUUUAAUUCUCCUCUGUUGGGAUAUAUAAUUAUUUUUUUUAUUUUAUGCAAAGUUUUUGUGGAGCACAUCACUGAAACUACUCGACCAAUCAUAUUUGUGUUUUUACAGGAUAAUACAUGUGCAGCAUAUCAAAUCUGUUUCAGAGGUAUAAACCUCUGGAGCAUAACUCACACGUUGAUGCAGAUAUGUUGGUGAAACUUCAUAUGAAUUUGUAUCACCUAAGUGUGCUGAAUGACAGUCAGGCUCUGUCAAGAUCAAAACCUUGUUCAGGGCUUGCACUUUUCUGCAUAGGGUUGAGGGUGACCUUUUCUAAUUGCUUAUAAAUAUGUAGCUAUUAAAUCUAUUUAACCUUCGA
Messenger RNA from Homarus americanus (American lobster), 1148 nucleotides. Its product is annotated as stress-associated endoplasmic reticulum protein 2-like. NCBI's taxonomy places the organism in Eukaryota, Metazoa, Arthropoda, Malacostraca, Decapoda, Nephropidae. The record is from RefSeq and is a predicted model, not a curated record. Gene Ontology annotation, cellular component: endoplasmic reticulum. The transcript has 3 exons. Bases 121 to 315 code for a protein of 64 amino acids. Gene Ontology annotation, biological process: endoplasmic reticulum unfolded protein response.